Messenger RNA from Cyclocybe aegerita, 849 nucleotides. Lineage: Eukaryota; Fungi; Basidiomycota; Agaricomycetes; Agaricales; Hemipholiotaceae. The record is from the annotation of a GenBank genome assembly.
AUGAAGCUCUCUCAGUACAUUGCUUACUUCACCGUCCCGCUUCCCCAACCGCGCACGGUGACCGUCUCUGAUUACCUCGGCUCGGAACUGCCCUGGUUGUACCCUCAAAGCCAAACCGACUCGAGACCCUUAGACGUCAAUAUAUGGGCGAACUGGGUCCGCAUCAACGCCUACCUCCUCAUCGAAGACGUCGAAAAAUGGGAAGUCGUCCGCGUCGAAUGGUGGAAAGCGUCCCAAGGCGUGCAGCACGAGUAUCUGGUCCUGCACAUCCGACACAGUGAGGGGUCUCAGACUCGCUGGCUCCGGUUGGAGCGCCGCCCACAGGAGAAAAGGGAAUUGCGCAAACGGUUCGUUGUUGGGAACUCGAAUCGUCACAUAACGUUCAAGCAAUGCAGGCUCCUGCGAACUGCUCUUCGGCAAGAGGUUGACAUGCUGACUCGCCGCCAGGCUCGUGAAGAGGAACAGGGCCUCUUCAAUGAAGCUUUUGCCGUCAGAGGCUGUGAUACAGUUACAGAAACAGUGAGCGAGAUGGGCCAGCUGGUCGGCGACGAGCACCAGCAACCCGCACGCCUCGUAGCGGCUUACUCCAACUUCGGUCGACGCCUCACGCUCCCCGAGGCCGCACGAUGUGCUGCUCUCACGUCGAAGAGCGGCCAUAAUGACGCUGUUUCCCUUGGCCAGUGCUACUGGUACUGCAGAACCAUCGCAGGAAUCCUCGUCGCCAACUAUCGGCCUGACGUGAAGGUCCAGGGGGAGGCUUUCGGUGACAGCGGCAAAUUCGUCUGGGCCAACGCAAAAUGGGGGUCACUCACCUUGAACGCGGAUGGCAGCAGUGGAUUUGCACGCUGA